Messenger RNA from Gasterosteus aculeatus aculeatus (three-spined stickleback), 3923 nucleotides. The record is from RefSeq and is a predicted model, not a curated record. NCBI's taxonomy places the organism in Eukaryota, Metazoa, Chordata, Actinopteri, Perciformes, Gasterosteidae.
ACGAGAACACGUCGUCGCGGGGCGCCGCACGUGCACGCUCUGCGGAAACCGGCAAAUAACCCCCCCUCUCCCUACCUCCCCCUCACGCGCCCACCCAACACAAAAAAAACCUCGUGCAUCAAAUAUAUACAGCCUUUAUUCUAGCAGGACCAGCAAAAGCUGCAGACACGUCGUGGCCCCGCAGCGACUGGGCGCGCGUUGCUGUUCGCCAAACAUGAGGCGCAAAGAGCGAAACACCCCGGCGGGAGGCAGGAGAUAAGACGAAUACAUUUUGAUAGCAAGAAUUGAAAGGAGAAGGAGAAACAAAAGUCGACGCGUCGAGUCGGAGGAACCCGGAGCGACGGUGCAAAGCGAACAGCUGACCUCGACCCCCCCAGUCGGACGGUGGCAGUUGUUUUUUUUGUUUUGUUUUUUUUAAAUGGAGAUGUCGAGAUUUGUCCUCCGGUCUCUUCCUCCGACACACAUGCUGCCGAUGGUGGUGAUGAUGAUGUUUGCGUAGGAGUGAUUUAUUUUGUCGGGUGCGCUGUAGUCUCUGCUGCUCGAACAACUCCAGACGAGCGGUGGAUGGAACUGCGCGUCGCUCCCACGUCGUUUCCACGGAGAUUGGGUUUUUUUUUUCCUUCUGGUCUCUGGGGUGUUUUUUAGUCUUUCUUUCGAGUCUGGAAUUGGACAGGAAAACGUUUUGCACGCCAAGGAUGUGCCCGGAAAAGUAGUCUGGCAGCAGAGAAUAAGGAACAUUUCGCAACGGACGUGUAUUACGUUUGGUCUGUUUUUUUUUUAUUUAUACUGUUUUUUUUACAACAACUAAAGCGGAUCAGGCCCAGCCUGGGUUAUUUCUACUUAAGUCAGCUCCAUUACUUCGAUAGCUGUCACACAUCAGUGUUUGGCUGAUUACUUUGCUGACAUUUGGGGCUUUUUUGUGUGUGCUGUUGCCCUCAUUAUUAAGUGACUGAGGUUGACAACAAAGUACAACCAGCAGAGCUCGGAACCUGAGCUCCAAGGAGCCGCCGCCACCCUAAAUGUGACCCGGUGAAUUCCUCUUAUCUCUGGAGGUUUUGGGCAAUUACCCACAGCGCAGUGUGUUGCGUGGGCCAAUGGCACCUCCAGAUUGUGGAUGUAAUGAAGAGAAAAAGAGUCUCUACCCACGUCUGUCAAGGGUCCGCGGGGUUUUCCCAAAAUAUGCUGUUGAUGGAGAGCUAUUCGAAUGACAGCCGGGACAGUGGUCAUCACUGGUGGAAUUCUAGCUACGGUUAUAUUACUCCUUAUCAUCGCAGUACUGUGCUACUGUAGGCUGCAGUAUUAUUGCUGCAAGAAGGAAGAGUCCGAGUCGGAGGAGGAGGAGCCAGACUUUGCCGUAACGUCCCGCCUACCACCGGUCCACUCCAACCACAACAUUGUGGCGGCGACGGCCGCCGCCUCCUCCAUCCCCAAUGGCCCCGCGCUGUUCUCCACGCCUCCGCUGGCCAGGAAACUGACGCGCUCGCAGACCUUCUGUCCGUCCUGUACGCACUAUGACCUGCCUUUCUACCUCCAGCCCCCCGCUCAGCCGCAGAUCCACCAUCAACCGGAUGGCUUGAGGAACGGAGGUGAGCGGAUCAGCUACCGCAGCGUGCAGCAGCAGGAUCUGGACUUACCGGUGCCUGUGAACAUUUCAAACUACCGUAAACCAAACCUCGGCCGGUCGGUCACCAUGAGGGACAUGUUCACCCGCAGCUGCAGCAUCAGCACUGAUGUUUAGCCCGGGCGAGUUUGGUGCAAACUCAUCCGAGCUUAGAUGAACCGCGAUGGCCGCUUUGGAACUGGGUUUCCGUCUCACCAGUUUAGUCCAGUCCAGUAUGCUCUGAGCCGGCCUGUUUCCGUUCCACUGGUCACCUCUUGUUGAAGGGAGGAAUCAGAUGGCUCUCGGGACGGGAUCUACAGAUUCUACGCUCAGGUCCAGGACGUACACUUGGGCCACUAUAGAGUUUAAAGUAGUUAAAAUGUGUUAAGUCAAAAGUAUUAAGUUCAACAAUGACGUGAACCUCUUGAUUACAUUAUUUUGUAUUGUUCAAUAGCUCUUUUGUAACACUAAGAAUGGGAUUUGUUUCACGCUUUGAUGAUGUUUGUGUGUCCCUACUUCCUGUGGACUCUUGUACUCGUGGCCUGAAAGAUACACAGAUUCCUGCCAUGUCGAAAUGACAUAAUCGGCGGGGAUUUCCUCUCUGCCAUAGCUGCUAAUAUGAUCCCAGAAGUCCAGUGUUUCUGUCUCCUAUGAUGGGAUGAUCGGUCUGUUCCUCCAUCCACAGAUUACAGCGAUCACUACCACCAGUGCAGGAAAGCGACGCCAUGUUUUAGCUGCCGCCCACUGGCAUUACAGAUCGACUUAACUUAGGCCGUGAUAUAUUAUGACAUAAAGGGCUCGCGGAAGAUGGAAAAUCCCUGCUUGUUGUCCACAUCCUUCCCGCAGUUUGACGGGAGGCUGUAUUUUUCUGAGCGCCUGUUGACCGCGCAAAGUGUACGUACAGUAUCCACUUCAGCAGAGACCGGCCUGUGUGUUCUCGAAGGCAGCGCACAAGGUGCCAAAAGGGGGGAGGGGGGGGUCCUCGCAUUCAUGUGACUGUGCUUGCAUGCAUGUGUGUGUGUGUGUGUGCGUGUGUGUGCGUGUGUGUGUGUGUGUGUGUGUGUGUAACUCGAUGAGUUAUACCAUGACUCUUAUUCCAUACAAUUAAACAGCCUGUCACCCCUACACGUAUACGAACCCAGCGGUGGGUUGCAAUAGCAUUUUGAACAUGUUUGGGAAGGGGUUGGAUUUGUAGUCCGAGAAGUAACACAUCAUCAACUUCACAGUGAGAUAAUCGAUAAGUUCUUUACUGAGGUUUAAAGGUGUGGUCCCUUCACUGCAGUCAUCUGAUUUGUUGACACGUGGAUACAUGGGUUACAAUUCACCUUUAAGCGCACAUGUAUAGAUAUUUAACAGGCCAUAGCAUACACAGUCUCUCUCUCUCUCUCUCUCUCUCUCUCACCCGACUUCUUGGAUUGAGGAACAUUUCCUCCUCUGAGGUGUUUAAAGAAUUCUUACUCUGGAUUGUUUUUGGUUUUCUGCACUGGACUAAACCGGCCUGACGGGGGGGAAGAGCAGUGGCGGAUUUCUUUGGACACAGGAUGAACAUUUCAUGAAUGAAAUGAAUCAAUGCUGGAUUUCAUGAAGAAAUGCUUGUGGUUGUGUGAGCGGCUUGAAGCUGAUUUGAUUCUCUCUCGUAUCUCCUCCUUCUCCUCCUCUCUUGCUCUUUCUCUACUUCUGUCUCUCUCUUGCUCAUUUAUAUUCCAAAAGGGUGAAACAGUGAGUGAUUUUUUAAAAGUUUUUCCUCUUGUGACAUGUGCUUUACUGCAAAUACACUACGACAUACAUAAGCGUGCACACACACACACACAAUUUUAUGUUCCACUUAACACUCUUGAAAGUUACCCUAACGAUACCACUCUUACCCGAACCCUAACAACCAACCCUAACCUUAACGUGACCCUUACCUUCAACGUCCGGUCUUCAUCCUGUAAUGUAAUAAUUUACAUUACGCGGAGGUGAAUUUCGUCCCCACGAUGAGACUAUGAACAGAUUUAUGUAACCACACCACGAGUAACUCUCACACACACACACACACACACAUAGUCCGCAAUGCUUUGCUUUUACCUUUAAACAGAUGUGAUAGUUGCACAGGAAAUUUUGUGCCAUAAAGAAUUCUGAGAGAAAUUUAUUAUUAUAGUGAUUCAUAUUAUUGCAAGUGUAUACUGAAAUGCAGUGUUGCUGUCCUAUUUAAAUUUCUUGCUUUAUUUUAUGAUCCAGCUGUUUUUUCAGACUAAGUACAGUACAGCAGAAAUGUUUCUGUCCUUGUUUCUAAUAUAUGACUAACAGACACAUUGUUGCUAAUAAAAUGGUGUGAAAAUCC